Messenger RNA from Boeremia exigua, 1851 nucleotides. RefSeq lists its product as uncharacterized. The transcript is spliced from 4 exons. Bases 43 to 1851 code for a protein of 602 amino acids. NCBI's taxonomy places the organism in Eukaryota, Fungi, Ascomycota, Dothideomycetes, Pleosporales, Didymellaceae. Gene Ontology annotation, molecular function: ribonuclease III activity. Gene Ontology annotation, biological process: RNA processing. The record is from RefSeq and is a predicted model, not a curated record.
UUAACUAAAAUUGUCUGACUGGUUUAUUCGGGUCUUGUGAUCAUGUCGGCGGUAAUCCAAAGCAGAAUCCAAUACACUUUUGCGAACGACCAACUUCUUUCUUCUGCACUAAAAUCAGCUCACAGAGACAAGGAUGGCGAUGCCAUUGAUGACGGGAACAGGGGUUUGGCUCACUAUGGAAAUCUGGCAAUGCAAAUGGCAGAAGCACAUGAAGCGAUUGUCGAGAACGGCAAGACACUGCACGACAUCCAUACUCGGAAUCACUGGUCUCAGUCUAAGAAGGGCCGAGCACAAGCGUGUAGGUCGUUAGGCAUUGAGCCUUUUAUUGAACAAAGCAUCCGGCAACGGCACCAAUCACCUUCUGAUACUGUGCUUGAUCAUGCCCUCAGCGCUCUGCUUGGAGCAGUUUGGCUUGACUGCGAACGCCAGAACCAAACCACAGCAGCAACACGUGGAACGAUCUUGAACGUCUUACGAAGCAUAGAUGCGAUCGUAGACGUUCAAUCAUCGUCAAAAGGAUCCGAGACGCAGCCUCUCAAGUCAACGAGUAAUCAGUCUCGUGUAACGACCGACCACUCUGAACCGCAAUAUAGCAACCUAGACUUGAGUUUUGGACAAGAGCUGGGAAGUAUAGAUGAGUUUAUCAAUGAUUGGUUCCAACAGGAAUUUGGUGGAAUCUCCCAGACGAUACUCGAUUCCGGAGCUGUUGGUGAAGAUCUGCGAGACUUUACUGUUGAGGCCGAGGGACGUUUGUCUCCCAGAGACAAUCUGACAAACGAUCCGAGUGAACUAGUCCCAAUCACAAGUAUCCCAAGACUGGAUAGCCAGGUCCCGGUGGUGAGACAGCAGCAAAGUGACUAUGAUAACGAGCUGUACGACACACAGAGGGAUAAUUUGCGCCUUUCUGAGCCGCAGAAUAGGAAAUGGAUGCCCGACAAAGACACCAAAUUGAUCUCGGCAUAUCGCAGCUUUCUACAAUCGGAGCUGCAAAAGCUGACGAAAAUCCCGCAACAUAAUAGACAAGGAUUAGCUAGAUAUCUAGAACAUCGUAAACUCGAUAGAAUGGAGACAGGAACUACGAUCCUGCCCCAAUUUCUUUAUCUGGCAAUCGGUAGCUGGCAGACCAUCAGCGACUACAGGGACCUGCUUCGACGGGCGAGGUGUACUUCCAACGUUCUCAGACACCCGAACGUUCUUGCAUGGAGCGCUGCUGAUACUUACAAUGAGAUCUGCCGCUUGGAUCAAGAGGAAGCGUUGACUGUCUUGCUCAGAAGAUAUCAUACCAUCAAACUGUGUGCAGAAAAUCAGCCAUACGAUGACGAUUACGGUCGCAUUAUCGUACAGACUCCCGAUACAGUGGGUUUGGUCGAGACAGCAAUUGCAGGUAAUCCUAUUUACGUACGAGACGCCCGUCUGACAGACCAGCUGGUAUUGAAAAUCUUGCCAGACACACAGCCUGGAUCAGCUGAGUUUAUUAAGGCGCGUCGUAGAGUCAAGCGUCUUCGAAAGUUGGCAAGGUACCUUAGUGGCUUGGUUCAAACCUAUGGUUUUGGGAUACUUGCGCUCCUUCCUUCGGGGCCAUCAUUCGGAGAACUGUCUUUGACCGAUACUACGUUGACAUCAAUAACCGAGAAAAGCUUCGAUACUCUCGCGCAACUUCUCUACCAGGAACAGGGCGCACUGCUCCAAAAUCUUAGCAGAGCGAUUGAACCCUCUUUGCUAGCUCUAGUUCAAGGUGGGCUAGAGUGUCAUACGACAUAUCUUGCCGAAAGAGUAGAUCCGUCACUUCUCAUUGAUUUACCCAAGGGUCUGUUGCACUUGGAAUGGAACUGUUCAGAUCUGGAAAGUUAG